This is a messenger RNA of Lutzomyia longipalpis, 1208 nucleotides long. RefSeq names its product nitric oxide synthase-interacting protein homolog. Gene Ontology annotation, molecular function: ubiquitin protein ligase activity. The record is from RefSeq and is a predicted model, not a curated record. Gene Ontology annotation, cellular component: nucleus. Bases 244 to 1134 code for a protein of 296 amino acids. The transcript is spliced from 3 exons. NCBI's taxonomy places the organism in Eukaryota, Metazoa, Arthropoda, Insecta, Diptera, Psychodidae.
GACAUUUCUGUGUUUACGAAGGAAAUAAAAGGUGUGAAAAAUCCUGCAGGAUUCAUUUGUGAACUGAAUAGUUGAGCUUUUCAGACGUGCAAGAGACAAUUUAAUAAAUAACGUAUUAAGCAAGUUAACUGAAUAAACUAAAAUUAACACGAAAUUGUUAAAUGAAAGAGGAGAAAAAGUAAAAAUCGUGAACACAAACAAGGAAAAACUUCUACGCAAAAUCAUUAAAAAUCCUUGGAAAAAAUGACUCGACAUGCAAGAAAUUGUACAGCAGGAGCUGUUUACACUUACCACGAGAAGAGGAAGGAUGCCCAAACAUCGGGAUAUGGGACAAAUAGCCAGCGACUUGGAAAGGAUUCAAUUAAGAACUUUGAUUGUUGCUCAUUGUCCUUGCAGCCUUGCAGGAAUCCUGUGGUCACGAAGGAUGGUCAUCUGUUUGACAAGGAAGCAAUUCUGCAGUACAUCAUCACGAAGAAGAGCGAAUACAGGCGCAAGAUGAAGGAGUACGAGAAGCAACGCAGAGAGGAGGAGGCUGAAAAGGAAGAGAGUGCUGUGAGUGAGCAGAAGAAACUCCUGGAGAAAUUCAUCAAGACAGAAACAAAGAUUGUCAGUGAAUCCGUUCUGGAGGCACCAUCAACGAGCAGUGGGGCACCCAAACCAUCCACGUCAAUCUCAAAUAUGGAUAGUGGACGCGAUAGGCAGCUCCCUAGCUUCUGGCUCCCCUCUCAGGCACCCACAGCUAAGGCUUCGAAGAUCCCAAAGCCCGACAGUACGAUUUACUGCCCUGUUUCGGGGCUACCGAUCAAGGGGAAGGAUCUCAUUGAUGUUAAAUUCACUCCAGUGCAGGAUCCUGAUGACAGGAAGUCUCUGAUUGCCAAGGAGAGUCGCUAUAUGUGUCCAGUAACUCAUGAUAUCCUCAGCAAUUCCAUCCCGUGUGCUGUGCUACGACCAACUGGUGAUGUCGUCACGAUGGAGUGUGUGGAGAAAUUCAUCAAGAAGGACAUGAUUCAUCCACUGACAAAUGAAAAACUCACCGAAAAGGACAUUAUUCCACUACAGCGUGGUGGAACAGGAUACUCCAUGACAAAUGCCAAUCUAGAGGGUAAAGAAAAGCGUCCAGCACUUCAAGCUUAAUCACUCCUGCAACCGAGAGCCGGAUUAAUCAAUACAAUGCUAAAUAAAUAUCACCUAUCCCAUGGAAAAAAAAA